GGUCCCUGGGGGUCCAGCAGAGAGGAGCCAGGAAGCGACCAGAGAAGGAGGUCUUACUCUUUGGGCUGCUCUUCUUCUCUGUGCACGAGCCUCUCUCUCUCUCACCCCCCCCCAAAAAGCCCUGCCAAGCCCCAGCCGCCUAGAUCUCCCCGGAGGAAACUGUUCAGAGGAUGGGCUCUGCCUUGAGCAGCGAUGGGAGGCAAGGGACCCCUGCCACUGUCUCCAGAGGACCCCAAGAGAGCAUCCAGCAGCUCCCUGCGCAACUGGGGAGAGAAGGAGGAGAGAAGCCCCCCCAGGAUCAGCCCCAGAGCCCUUCUUUCGACUGCUCCAUCUGCUUGGAGGUGCUCCACCAGCCCGUCAGGACCCGCUGUGGACACGUGUUUUGCCACUCUUGUAUUGCAACAAGUUUACAUAAUAAUGCAUGGACAUGUCCUUACUGCCGGGCUUAUCUUACCUCUGAAGGAAUUCCAGCCACAGAUAUUACCAACAUGAUGAAAAAUAUAUAUCGAAACUGCACAGAAUGUGAAAGACAGGUGUGCCUCAAUGAAAUGAGAGCUCAUCUGCGGACUUGUGACCAAUAUAUAGAGAAAUAUGGCCCCCUUCAAGAGGUUGCUUAUCCAGAGACAAGAUAUCCUUGUCCUUUCUGUCAGUAUGAAUUGGAUGAAAAUGAUCUCCUGGACCAUUUCCUUACUUAUCAUAGAUCUGAAAGAAGACAAGUGUACUGUCCAAUUUGUCGUUUACUCCCUGGUGGAGGUCCAAGUUAUUACAGCAGGACUUUUAUGAGGCACCUACAGCUCAGACAUACAUUCUAUUACGAAGAAUAUAUAGAUAUUGAUGUAGUAGAAGAAGUUCUCAUUGAAAGAGUUCUAGACCAAUCAUUUCUAGAUUAUGUGCAUGUGAACAGUUCAAAUGUUGUAUAAAGCUACCAAUCAAAAAGAUUGGAGGAAAUGCCAUAUGCAUUGCAUUACAAAUUAAAAUGUUGGUUGUUAAA
This is a messenger RNA of Sceloporus undulatus (fence lizard), 991 nucleotides long. RefSeq names its product ring finger protein 125 (gene RNF125). Bases 171 to 920 code for a protein of 249 amino acids. Gene Ontology annotation, biological process: protein polyubiquitination; ubiquitin-dependent protein catabolic process. The record is from RefSeq and is a predicted model, not a curated record. Lineage: Eukaryota; Metazoa; Chordata; Lepidosauria; Squamata; Phrynosomatidae. Gene Ontology annotation, molecular function: ubiquitin protein ligase activity. The transcript has 6 exons.